This is a messenger RNA of Otolemur garnettii (small-eared galago), 650 nucleotides long. RefSeq names its product secretory leukocyte peptidase inhibitor (gene SLPI). Gene Ontology annotation, molecular function: peptidase inhibitor activity. Gene Ontology annotation, biological process: innate immune response; antibacterial humoral response. The transcript is spliced from 4 exons. The coding region runs from base 41 to 439 and encodes 132 amino acids. Lineage: Eukaryota; Metazoa; Chordata; Mammalia; Primates; Galagidae. The record is from RefSeq and is a predicted model, not a curated record. Gene Ontology annotation, cellular component: extracellular region.
GGAGGCUUGGCGUUGACCCUCAGAGUCACUUGCCUUCACCAUGAAGUCCAGCAGCCUAUUUCCUCUCGUGGUGCUUCUUGCCCUGGGAACCCUGGCACCUUGGGCUGUGGAAGGUUCUAAAAAUGCUGUGAAAGCUGGAGCCUGCCCUCCCAGAAGACUUGCCAAGUGCCCUAAAUUUGAGAAGCCCGAGUGCCGCAGUGACUGGCAGUGUCCAGAGAAGAAGAGAUGCUGUACUGAUGCUUGUAGCGUCAAAUGCCUGGAUCCUAUUGACAUCUCAUCAUCAGUGAAGGAGAAGCCUGGGGCCUGCCCAGUGGUCCAUGGCCGAUGCAUGAUGAUUAACCCCCCUAAUCACUGUGAGAGGGAUGGCCAGUGCCAGGAUGACUUCAAGUGCUGCAUGGGCAUGUGCGGAAAAGCCUGCGUUUCCCCCACAAAAGUCUGAUUCCUGCCGCUGGAGGAGGCUCUGGAGUCCUACACUGUGUGGCCUGGGAAUUCCCUUUCUGCCUCCCAACUUGGACCACUGGGCACUCCCUGCUGAGGGCUGGGUUCCACCACCUAUAUUCUCCCUUGGGGAAAGGCUAGGCACACAGUAGGCCUUUCAGGAAAUGCCAGUUCAUCAGCAAAUAAAUAAAUGAAGAUAUUUCUCUUGUUCA